This is a messenger RNA of Lampris incognitus (smalleye Pacific opah), 3905 nucleotides long. It is a transcript of the gene trib1, whose product is annotated as tribbles pseudokinase 1. NCBI's taxonomy places the organism in Eukaryota, Metazoa, Chordata, Actinopteri, Lampriformes, Lampridae. Gene Ontology annotation, cellular component: nucleus. The record is from RefSeq and is a predicted model, not a curated record. Gene Ontology annotation, molecular function: protein kinase activity; mitogen-activated protein kinase kinase binding; ATP binding. Gene Ontology annotation, biological process: protein phosphorylation; positive regulation of proteasomal ubiquitin-dependent protein catabolic process; regulation of MAP kinase activity.
AUUCAGACGUCGCUCAUCCAAAAGUACGCCGCGCGCUCUGCGCAUUUCGGAUCUCCCGAAGGGACUUUUUGUUGGAAUAUUACCAGCGUCUCUUCAAGAAAAGGGGGAGAAAAACUAUUUUUAUCCAUCGGCUGAGGACAGAUUUCCAAUUUUUUUUGUUCAGCAAUUUCGGAACUCGCUCAAGUUUUUUUGUUUUUGUUUUUUAAUUUUAAUCACCCUUAUUACUAAGGAGCCACGUCAAACAAUGGGUCGCGCAUUUUGCUCGUAGCAAACAGACAGCGGGCGCAACAACAACAAAAAGGGUCAGGGUCGCGUUUUCCUUCCCCUCUUUUUCUUUUUUGGGUUCGAGCGUUUAAACCUGGUGUGCGGGAUGAACCUGCGGUGGAGCAGUCCGGUGCCGUGCAUCCGCACCGGGAGACCCGCCAAGCGGCUCGAGCCGGACGAGCAGCCCGCGGUCACAUGCGGCCGGCUGGGCGCCGAGCCGGGGGAGGCGCCGGGGCUCCUCUGCUCCUCGCCGGGCUCUCCGGUGACUCCCGUCCCGCUAUGCGUCCCCGCCAUCCACCAGGGACCGUCCAGGAUAGGUCCUUUCCUGCUUCUACCUCUGGCCGACCGGGAGGGCAUGCACAGCGCGCUCAACACCGAAACGGGCGAGGAGCUCGUGUGUAAGGUUUACGACAUGGGAUUCUACCAAGAGAAAAUCAGAGCCUACUGGAUCCUACCAGCCCACCAAAACGUGGCCAGCAUCAGGGACAUCAUCCUUGGCGAUCAGAAGGCCUACGUGUUCCUGGACAAGGACUUUGGGGACAUGCACACCCUGGUGAAGAGCUGCCGCAGGCUGGACGAGGAGCAGGCGUCCAAGCUCUUCCGCCAGGUGGCCUCGGCUGUGGCUCACUGCCACCAGGCAGGCAUCGUGCUGGGAGACCUCAAACUCCGCAAGUUUGUCUUCGCUGACGAGAAAAGGACCCACGUUAGACUGGAAAGCCUUGAGGACUGUCGUGUCCUGGAAGACCCGCACCAUGACUCCAUUUCUGACACCCAUGGCUGUCCUGCUUACGUCAGCCCUGAGAUCCUAAGUGGCUCUGCUCCUUACUCCGGCAAGAUGGCUGACAUGUGGAGCUUGGGGGUCAUGUUGUACACCAUGUUGGUGGGUCGAUAUCCCUUUCACGACCCGGACCCGGCCACGUUGUUUUCCAAAAUUCGCAGAGGCCAGUGUUGUUUGCCGGAGGGCUUGUCACCCAAGGCCAGAUGUCUGCUCCAGAGCCUGCUGAGGAAAGAGCCAUGGGAGAGACUCACAGCAGCCGAACUGCUCGCUCAUCCGUGGUUCCACCAGCCGCCACCCUCACAGGAAGUUGCACGGGGUGAACAGGAAGUGAGCUCGGCAGAACAGACGGUGCCAUCCUUUGACAUGGAAGAGGAUGAUGAUCCGUUCUGCUGAUGGGAGUCAGCUCACCCGAUUCUUUCUGACUGGCCAAGGGACCAAACAAAAAAUACAAACAAUGGCCAUGAGGGAUUCCUUGUUGUUGUUGUUGUUGUUAUUGUUGUUGUUGUUUUUUACAUCGGCACUUUCGAGAUCCCCAUUUGUGUACUGUUGUGUGUCUACACACCCUCAAGCUUUCUACUAAAAUGUACUGUAUUUUAUUGUCUCAUAUGUGUUACUUGCGAAGGGCAUUGUUCACAAUGGAUCAUUCAUUGUGUGUUUCUAUAUAUAUGUUUGAGAAAAAAUCAUUUGGUGCUAAAAAAAAAUCUACAACAAUUGCAAAUUUGACAGAUUAUGGUAACAAAAUCAUCUCUAUGGGGUACAAACACGGUGUCACAGGAGGUUUAUCUAUGGCAUAACGGUAGUUACUAAUGCUCGCUUUCAUCCUCGCCUCCUAAGGAUUCAGAUACUAGCAUGAGAUGAGCCAUACGAGAGAGUGAGACAGAGAAAGAGAGAGAGAGAGAGCGAGAGAGAGAGAGAGAGAGGCAAGGCGACGGAGAUGUUACUCCUCUCACAGUCUCACCAGGCCGGAGGCGCCGUUGGCUGACUCAUUGGCCGGCUGGAUGGAGACCUAACACAAGCUUGCCGUCUCACAGCGGGCAGUGAUAUGGAGUGAGGAAGAUGAGGGGGAGAAGAUUUAUGUGUCACACUCGAUGGGAAGCAGAGCGGGCUAAGGUGUCUCAUUGCCAAACUGGCAAAUCCCCAGCGAAGGGAAAGAUCUUACACGUCUCACAAUGUGUGCUGAAAGUUGAGAAUGGCAGGAUGCAAUGCUCUAAUGCUCACAGGAAAGGGAAGGAGGACAAGUGUGUUUGUUCAUAAGUGACAUGAAGCUAGCAAUGUUACUCUAAAUAGCUAUGGGGGGGGGCUAUGAUUGCUCAGCCAGUACUGCUUAAUUUUCAUCUGUUGAAUCAUCGCUAUCAGUUAAGCUACAAAACAAAAACAUCUUCAACAACAAAACAUGAACGGUAACCCCACCUUUACAAUCUGAAUACCUUGAGAAAACACCAGUGGGGGUGUUUAACCCAAAAAAAAAAGGUGCAGAGAUGUAAUCAGAAGUGCUCUUUGCAGCAGAUGACUCUCAUCUGGGGAGUGUCUAUCAUCAAUCUCUGUCUGUAACGUAGUCACAGGUAUGCCAGCGCCUGACCUUUCAAAGUAUUUUGGCUGUGAUGAAUCUGCUGAUAAAGUGGCAUCAUCCCCGCUAGUGGCGUUAGCCGCGGCCGGGUUAGCAUCUCUAUGCUAGCACUAACGAGUCUGGUUCGAGCUUCUACGGGGAAACACUUCGGCCACCUUCGUUGCUUUUGCAGCAACAGAGACGGUUUGUUUUUGUGAUGACACGUUUGAAAGAUUUAGAGUAGCAAAUGUCUCCGAGCUUGCUAGCUGCUGCAGAGAGGAGUGGUUUUAAGUGAUGCAACCUUGCAACCCCGAGAGAAUGGUGUGAGGCAGCGCGUUGUACGAGUAUUAUCUCUCAAUCCAGCAUCGUGGAUCUACUUUCCCCCACAGAAUUACAACAUGUAUCCAUUCACAUUCAUCAUUCUUAGCGGACAUGGACAUGAUGUCAUGGAACGGCGAGGACUUCUCAGUUGACCAGUCGUGAACAGGCCGACCACCGCUAGGCCGCAUGGUGCGCUGCUACCAGUGUUUCUAUCACAUACACCCAUCAGUCCCAGCCAGCCGGUAUUUUGCGUUCCUAGUCUGAGGAUGACUCAGUGUGCAAAGAAUAGACCUGACCUCGGCCCCAGGAAUCCACUCUGACUGUUUUCACCUCUUUAACGGUACAUUUUUGAAAUUCAUUUGAACUUCUGUUUGCCUUUGAGACCUGGGGGAUCCAUGGAGACUAGUCAUCUUGUCUGGUGACAAUGAUGCGCCAUGUGCAAGAAAGCUAAUCGUGUUGUGUGCCGGGUAGAUGCCGUGUUUCAGUGACGUUGGGCCAUAGAGGCUACUGUGGGUUGCGCGAGCGACUAUUUUGCUUUUUAAAACGUGGGUUCGGUGAAUGGUAAUGGUACGUACAGCUGAGAAACGCAGUGCAUUCAAAAUGUAGGUCACAAAGUAGGCUGGUAGAGAUCCAUAUACGGUACUCUGAACAUACGCUCUGGUCUGCCCGACAUGCCAUAUGGGUGGAGGUUUUGACUUUUGAGGAAAUCUCGUCAGUUUUACUGUGCCAGAUCUCGUCUAUCAGCUGCAGCAAAAUGUUGAAUGGAUUUCUGAUGAUGUUUCUAGUUCAUACAAGUGAGUCACACGUUCAUGUGACAUGUAAACUGACACGGGUGCACAAAGUUCAUAUUGCACUGUGAAUUAUGUAUUUGUGACAAAACCUCAAGGCUAAUAGUCCACAUAGGUUACACACAAAGAUAUAUUCAUUGUACAAAAUGUGUAAAUAUGUAUAUUUGAAAUGUGUGUGGAGAUGUUGAAUAAAGAUCACAUUUUUUCA